GAACUAGAACAGUCCAUGAAGUACACAUUUUUGAGGACUGACAGUGCUUUUAUGGUCCCGGUUCUAAUUCAGGAAUUAAGUGAUCUACAGCGUGACCCACCUGCUCACUGCUCCGCCGGACCUGUGGGAGACGACCUGUUCCACUGGCAAGCAACUAUUAUGGGACCUCCUGAUAGCGCAUAUCAAGGUGGAGUCUUCUUUCUCACUGUACAUUUUCCAACAGACUAUCCUUUUAAACCACCAAAGAUUGCUUUCACAACAAAAAUUUAUCAUCCAAACAUAAACAGUAAUGGAAGUAUUUGUCUUGAUAUCCUGAGGUCACAAUGGUCACCAGCUCUGACUGUAUCAAAAGUUUUAUUGUCCAUAUGUUCUCUACUUUGUGAUCCUAAUCCAGAUGACCCCUUAGUACCAGAUAUUGCACAAAUCUAUAAAUCAGACAAAGAAAAAUACAACAGACACGCAAGAGAAUGGACUCAGAAAUAUGCAAUGUAAAAUAAAAAUAAAUUUCAUAUAUACCAGAGUACUGUAAAAUCUAGGUUUUUUUCAAUAUUAACAGUAAAUUGAGCACUGUUUACUGUUUCAUUGUAUCAUGAAAUCCUUUGAUUUUUGUCCAUUUUAAAUGUAUUUCUGAAGCAAGACUAAACAAACUUCCAAAAAUACCCUUAAGACUGUGAUGAGAGUCUUUUUGUAUGCAUUGAGAAAGACAUUUAUUAUGGAUUUUAAGAUACUUGGACAUCUGCAUCUUCAGCUUACAAGAUCUACAAAACAUCUGAAAAGUAACCAAAUUAUUUUUUGCUGAAAUUAGAUGUUUUUACAUGAGAAAUACUGUAUGUGUUGUCUGUGUCGUCAGUUUUAUAAAUCUAUUCAGAUUUCAUUCUUUGUUAGCUCACUUUAUAAUUUGUAUUUUUUUACUGUAUAGACUAAAUAUAUUCUAUUUACAUGUAUGUCAACUCAUUACUUUUUUCCUGUGAACAGUAUUGAAAAAAACCGAACAGCUGAUAAUUAAAUGAAUUAACUGUCUGUCUCCCUUGUCUUAGGGUUUUCUGUGUAGAUCAAUUGCAGAUUUCUUAAACCUGAAUGAUCUUUACACUGUAAUUCUCAGUAUACUGAUUAUGGAGAAACACUUGUUUUGAUUUUGUUAUACUUGACUUAACUUUAUUGCAAUGUGAAUUAAUUGCACUGCUAAGUAGGAAGAUGUGUAACUUUUAUUUGUUGUUAUUCACAUUUGAAUUUUUUUCUGUAUAGGCAAUAUUAUAAUGACACCUUUUACAGAUCUUAAUGUAGCUUUUCCAUAUAAAUAAAAUGCUUUUUCUACUA
Molecule: messenger RNA, 1317 nt
Organism: Myotis brandtii (Brandt's bat)
Lineage: Eukaryota; Metazoa; Chordata; Mammalia; Chiroptera; Vespertilionidae
Gene: UBE2D1
Product: ubiquitin-conjugating enzyme E2D 1
Exons: 7
Coding region: 16-492 (158 amino acids)
Biological process (GO): protein polyubiquitination; ubiquitin-dependent protein catabolic process
Cellular component (GO): nucleus
Molecular function (GO): ubiquitin conjugating enzyme activity
Source: RefSeq, a predicted model, not a curated record